AUGUCGGCGCCGUCUGUCUCAGCGCCGAAGCGGCAUGGCUGGUAUCACGGCCGCCGCAGCCGCCGCAGGACGCCGGGCUGCGCACGUCGACCGCAUGGUCCACCCCAACCUGACGGGGUUCAACGGCUUCCCCGGCCGCGAGCCGCCGGCGCAGCAACAGCCGGACCGGCCUGCGAAUGCCGAGUCGCUCCGGCGUCUCGAGGCUCUCGUGGCCGUCGCCACCAGCGAGGGGUCGACCGCCACGGCCUACUAGGCGCCCCGGCGCUCCUCUCCUCGUUCCCCGGCGUCGGCCGCCAUGCCCA
Messenger RNA from Ilex paraguariensis (yerba mate), 302 nucleotides. NCBI's taxonomy places the organism in Eukaryota, Viridiplantae, Streptophyta, Magnoliopsida, Aquifoliales, Aquifoliaceae. The record is from the annotation of a GenBank genome assembly.